UCAUCCUUUUCUUUUUAAUACAAUCUCAUAACAACUCAAAGUGAUGCAGGAUUGCUUGAAUGCCAUGAUAUGAAUGAGCCUAUCCCCUGCUUGUCUGUGUGUCUUGACAGUGCAGUGCAUGAAUACCCUGAUAUUUCAUUCACUUUUAUGCAGCUUUGCUGGUUAUCUCGUUCCUGUCCUGCUCAAACAGUAUACAUAGGCUUUCCAGUGCUUGCUUCUUGCCUGCAGACAAGCAGAGAGAGAGAGGCAGGGAGAGGAGAGAGCAAGGAGGAGGGAGAGGGUAGCAAAUGAGGUGUGGGUAAAAAUUAUGGGGGACUAGAAAAGAGAGCAGUAGCCCAGCCCUGGAAAUGGAGAGAACGAGGGUGGGGGUGAGACCGAGAGAGGGAGAAAGAGAGAGAGAGAUUAUACAGUGUAAAAUCCAGAAGAAUUCAGCUUUAGUAGUAGUACAGCGUACAGAUCAGCGGGCUCCUUCAACUGCUUUUUGUGCUCCCCAGGCUGCAGUGGGGGAGUGCAUUUACCGUCGCGCCCAGGGGGGAGAAGCCAAGAAGUAUCCUCCAAUCAGCCGUUAGUGAUUUCUCUCAUCUUGUGAGGCUGCUGAUGGUGAUUUAUCACUGACCUGAGACAAGCGCUGCACUCUGCUCAGAACUGUAACCACCUGGAAUACUCACCAUGGUUUUUAUUUCUUCUCUCAAACACAAAUACCCUCCUGUGGAUAUUUCAGAUAGAAUGACCAGAGGACAAAAGGAGGAUUAAAAUGGGCUGCCAUUCUUGAAUUUCCUUUUUUAGCCCUUCUGGAGACUAAAGAUGGACUAACUUUUACAGGUGUAUUUGUGCCAUAUGAGGACAUCUUUUUAUACUCAGUGCUUUAACAGAAGAAUAGAAGCAUUUUUCAGACUGAGAACAUGGCAAGCAGGGGAUCAUGAUAGACACUCCACUGCAAUAAUUAUGUAGGACUAAUACUCAUGUAGACAGAGUUUUAUGGUGAUGGACAGGAGAUGGAGACGGAGAGAGGGGGAGACAGUUGAAGCACACCUGCCUGCUGAGCAUGUCUGACACCUCACUGUGGCUUGGCUAGCGCGUGCUCAGGUUGUCUUUUACCAAGUUAUCAGGCUUCUCAUUGAGGUGGCAUGAGCAGAGAUAGGUUGCAUGUACAUGUCAGUAUAUGACUGAGUGUGUGUGAUGGUGUAUGGUUUGCGUUAGAAGCCAGAGUUUGGGAUUACACUGCCUCUGGAAAGGAUACAGGUGUAGUGGAGCCUUGAAUGAGGAUUAGCAGCUUUAACACCUUGUCGCUGGCAGCACACGAGGCAAUGGACCUUUUUGACAAGGCUCUCAAACUACGACCGCGCUGACACUGAUCCGCCAGAGGGUUAAAGAUAAAGGUUUAACCAACAUGAGACUCAGAGGGCGAGGUCGGCGACAGGAAGACAGUAGAGAAAGUCAUAUUAAGAUUCUGUUUCCCUUCUAAUUGAGGUUAUCCCUGAGGAAAGCAGACUGAGGUUAAUCACACCAAUAGACUGGGGGUGUUUAUAAUAGCAGAAGAGAAUUUGUUGAGAGUCAGUGAAUACUCAGAGUAUAUACAGGUUUAUAUAAAAAAACCUGCCAACCUAAAUUAAGUUAUUGGCUGUAUAAAAAGCAAACACUGAUGGUACUUGUGAUAAACAAUCUUGAUUUCUCCAAUAACCCAGUGAGCACAAAAUCUAAUUGAUCUGUGAAUUGGUUUGAUAUUGAUUUCUCUAUGUGGUCAGGAUAGAGUCUUGUCUGAUCUCUGCUUAAGAGGUCACUAAUUUAAUUAUAAUCCAUCACUCAGUCUAACCCCAGAGCAGUCAGCCAGAGUGCUGAGUGUGCCAUUGCUUAGAGAAUCAAUGGUCUGAUACUUGUCAUGAUCUCUAACAACAGAUCAGAUAAAAUACAAUACAUUCCUGCUGCAGCCUACAAUAACAAUCUGUGUGAGUUAGAUUCUGGGCAUGUUUUCUUCACGUGUCUGUUACUAUGAGGAGAGGCUGUAUGAAAAAUGAUUCCUUCAUUCAUGGCAGUUCUGCUGACAGGAAAUUUGGCAGGUUGUGUGUGCAGUAAGGUUUGUAACUAAAAGAGGCAUGUGUUGCUGACUGUCUUGAUGCGUGUGCAGGUGUGCACAUUCUUUGGGUUUGUGUCCCUGGCACGCAGCUUAUCUUAGCUGCACAGCAAGAGCUUAAAGAUCCUAAAUGGUGUAAUGUGCACCUCGUUGCACCACCCAACCUGUCCCACUCCUCCACUUCGCAGGUUAAAUUAGGAAAUAGGUUUAACAAUGCAUUGAUCCUGAAGUGAACCACCAGAACACGUGAAAGAGAGUCUUGACAGGGCUUUCAGGAGAAGUUAUCUCAGCAUACACACCCAGCAGUCCUUCAGAGAGCCUGGAAAGCAGAGCGUAGUGGGUGGGAAGCUCAGAGUGGGAGUGAGGAAAACAGGAGUGAAAACAGGACUGAGGCAAGUUCUUUGAUAGCUGCAUUGUUUGCAGCUAACUUGUUCAAAGAGCAUUGCUGAAAGUGUGCUGUUUGGAGGUUUAGUGCUGCGAGUAAAAAAAACAACUCAGGAACAGCGUGGGGGAGUUCUGCUGGAAAAACCUGCUCUAUCCUGCAUUUUUCAACACUAAAGAACAAACCAAGUCCGGGUACAGCAAGUGUACUGUACAAUCAUAUUUGACAAGUCAUCACAUAAGCAUUGAUUUGUCUGAAACAACUGCCUCAUCUGUUAAAUGACACAAGCACAAGCCAGCAGGACUCUUACAGCACAUCUUCUGUCUACAUCCAGUUCUUCCUGUUAAACAACAGUUCAAAGAUAAGACUGAAGUAAUACUGGGUGAUCCUCAAGAAGCACAUGAACUUAAACAAGCAAUUCAGAUGCAAUGGAGACAGAAACAAACAAGUGGGCUUGCGGCUCGGAAACUAUCUCCACUUUUAAAUUUACUCUGGAUUAUAACACUUGAAUCGUGAAGAGGAAGAAGAAGAGGAGAAGAGUGACGCAACCAAUUAAACUGUGUAUCCGCCGCUAGCAGGGAUGUGUUGUGUGUUACUCCGAGGAGGAGAAGUGUAGUGUACCACAACCCUGCGAAUGAGGGUGGGGCUCUCCCACUGCCACAGACAAAGACCUUGAUAAAGAGGAGAGUCCUGGUGUGAGACCUGGUCAUCUGGAGCAGUUAUAUUUUGGACCUGCAUGGUCCAGCACCUUGUCAAAAGUCACAAUGGGGUGCAACAUGUGUGUGGUUCAAAAGCCCGAGGAACAAUACAGGGUGAUGUUCCAGAAGGGUCAUAUGAGCAACAUGCUGUGCUCUUUCGAUGCUGAUGGUCGAUUUAAGGUGAGUGGGAAGGAGCUGUCCCGCCUUUCUGGGGAUCCCACCCUGGACAUACGGGACCCCGUGCUGUCCAACAUACUGAGGCGGGGGGCCCGGAGACGGACGGGCCCAGCGGGGGCUCCUGGAGGGUUAGUACCAGUGACCAUGGGCAUGGCCGACUGUGUAGACAGCUGCACCCAAACAGACAUUAGCUUCCAGCAUAUGUUGACUCUGGGCAAGAGCAGCCAGCAUCCCUGCGGAGCUCCACCCCCGCCUGACCCUCCACCAUCCCCUCCACUACCGCCGCUACUGGAGCCAUAUCUACUCAAUGAACUCUUUAUAGAGCCUGUCUACUACGACCCCACUGACUACUUCGAUAUCACUCAGCAUGAAGUGGACAGACAGGAUGAGCUGGAAUAUGAGGAGGUGGAGUUGUAUAAGUCUCGUCAGCAGGAUAAACUCGGCCUGACAGUGUGCUACAGAACCGAUGAUGAGGAGGACCUGGGAAUAUAUGUGGGAGAGGUGAACCCAAACAGUAUUGCUGCAAUCGAUGGCCGCAUCCGCAAGGGAGACAGAAUACUACAGAUAAAUGGAGUGGACGUACAGGACAGAGAGGAGGCGGUAGCUAUUCUCACCAGAGAGGACAGCACUAAUGUCUCCCUGCUCCUAGCGCGACCCGAGAUAGAGAAUGACAACCAGCUGGACCCAGAUGAGCUGGACCUGGAGCCACUGGACAAUGCUGUCCAUCUGCCCAGCAGCCACAGAGUGAGGAACGGCACCUCCGUCCUGGGUGCUGGACCAGGUGGUGUUACUGGUGGAGGUGUAUUAAGUGGCCACGGUCGCUCACUGAGCAGGGACUCACCGGAUUUGCUCCAGACAGUGCUUAGCAACAGCCAGGAGCUGGACAGUGGGGUGGGCCGCACAGAUGAAAGCACACGCUAUGAGGAGUCGUCAGAGCAUGACCUUCUGGGAGACGAUCACACCAGUGCCUCCAAUACAAACGCCACGAAUACACCCGGCAGCAUGCGCAAGUUUCUGUCUGGUAGAGGGGACACUCCGCCCUUGCUGCACUCCCAGGACCUCCAGUUCAGUGCAGACUCCCUCUUAGGGCUGGACUGUGUCAAUGGGGGAGGGCUGGACCAGGUGGAGCGAUUGGAGAGGGCCUACAUGGCAGAUCCUAUGAGGAUGAUGAUGCCUGGGCUGACUGAGGAGGAGUGCGAGAGGUACAAAGAGCUCCUGGAAAUCAAGUGUUACUACGAGAAGAACAGUAAUGCUCUGCUGCUACUGGGAGGCCAGGGCCCUGCACAAGAAGAAGGGGACGUCCCACUGGAUGUGAAUAGGAAUGAAAGCCUGACGCAGCAUGAGAUGGCCCUUCUGGAAGAGGAGCUGCGCCACUUGGAGUUCAAGUGUCGUAACAUCCUGAGGGCGCAGAAGAUGCAGCAGCUGAGGGAGCGCUGUCUGAAGGCUUGGCCGCUUGAGGACAAGAACGGAGCGAGCGCAGGGGCUGGUGCAGGAGCUGGACGCUUGGAUGUAAGUGGUAGUUUGGUCAGUGAGGAGUCCUGCCACCACGCUCUUUCAGAUAUCAAUGAGCUCCCAGAGAGGGAGCGCUCGGAUAAGGACAGUACGAGUGCCUACAACACUGGAGGGGAAAGUUGCAGGAGCACCCCUCUGGUCAAUGAACAGUACCCGUCACCCUCUACUCAGAGCCUGGAGGGGGGAGAGUCUUAUUGUUCAGCUGGUAUGCAGCUUCCAGCUUCCACUAGGCAGAGAGAGAGAGGAGCCAGGGCCGAAAGAGGGGAUGGGGUACAAGCAAACUUAAACCAACCCUACUCUAACACUCACAGAAGAGCAGCUGAAGCUAAGACAUCCAGCCCCGGAGCUAAAGUUAGGUCCCUGUCCCGAGAUGGAGGUACCAGGAGAGGGUCGGAUGGAGGGAUGAGACGUAGUCCCAAAGCCAAUGGGACAACAGAGAGGGCUGGUGGACGUAGCGCAGAAAACAGCCCUUACCUGUCCCGUCGUCACAUGGAAACAAAGCCGCCUCCCCGCUACCUGAGCUGCAUGCAGCUGAGGUCUCCCUCCACCUCUGAUCAGCUCGGUGGACUCAGAGAGACUCCCAGAGAGGGCAGCAUGGAGACUGCGGGCGACGCCAGCCCGAUGAGUUUGGGUAGCACUUGUAAAGAUGUCGUCCAGGCCUCGGGUGCCAUACCCUUACCCUUGUCCCCCUCACUGCUGCCUGCCUCCCCUCGUAUGGAGUGGAAGGUGAAGAUCCGCAGCGACGGGUCACGCUACGUGGCCAAGCGGCCUGUGAGGGACCGCCUCCUGAAGGCACGUGCCAUGAAGAUCAGAGAGGAGCGCAGUGGCAUGACCACAGAUGAUGAUGCUGUGAGUGAAAUGAAGAUGGGCCGCUACUGGAGCAAAGAGGAGCGCAAGCAGCAGCUGCUGAAGGCCCGUGAGCAGCGGCGGCGCAGGGAGUUCAUGAUGCAGAGCCGACUCGACUGUCUGAGAGAGCGCGAGAGAGAGCAGGGCAGUGGUGCACAGCAGGGGACGACGCACCAGCAGGAAUCCACCUCCAUCCUGGAGCUUUGCCACCGCAGGAGCAUGAAGAAGCGCAGUCGCAGAAUCCUGGAUAACUGGAUCACUAUACAGGAGCUACUGGCUCAUGGGAGCAGGUCUGCUGACGGGAAGAAAGUCUAUAACCCUCUGCUGUCUGUCACCACAGUCUGAGAUAAAAUGGGAGAGAGGGAGAGCGAGAUAAAAAAAGUGCCAAAGUGUUUUGAAAGAGCCUAUGGGAUAAACACAAGCUGCUUCAGUACACCUUGGCACAAAAAAUUGUCUGCAGGGAUGCAGCAACAUUUUGAAACACAAAGUCCAUGAUGGUAAUUUAAAGUAGCAAACCUGAGGCCCGAGCUUAAAAUGUUUAGAUUGGAGAAAAGCUGAUGAAUGAAACUGCCAGAGUUUGUGUGUCCAGUAACAGUCCAUACACAUCUCCCCAAACAGACAGUACACACAUUUACAAUACUGUCAGCAGCAUUUCAGAAAUGCAUUCCUUAAUCACAAGUCAUAAAUUCACAGACACAGACUACAGUAUAUUUUAAAUACACUGUAUUCCUUUAAAAUGUGUCAGUUGAAUGGACCUAAACCAGUCAGGAAAAGGUUUUCCACCUAUUUUCAUGAUGCUUUAUCUCUCACAUGAAGAAUGUGAGUCUUUUAUCUGACACAGAAACUUGGACCAGCCUGUCAGAUUUAAAAUCUGAAUGUCACAGUCAAUGCACAAGACAAAAAAAAAGUGACAAGUGAACAGACCCUAGAGAUGAUCGGGUGGAAACAGAGCACACAUUAGCAUUUUUGAAACAAUUACAUAUCCACAAAGAGAGUUCAGUUAGAAAGCUGUAGCAAGAAAAAACAAAUACGUCACCAUUUUGUGAUCUGUCCUGUUACAUAAAGCAGAGAUGCAGUGAGAGAUGGCACCACCUGCUGUUUAGCCAUUAGAGAAGUGGUGCACAACAGAAAAGUUGGCCUCUAUUACAUUUUUAUGAAUGACAGAGCAAAUAAAAAUCAAAAGUGGGGCUGAGAACCAUGCAGCUGUGAAAACACUAUGAGAAAAAGCCACUUCUGUGCCAUACAACUGUAUAUUUAGGGUCCAUAAAGGACUUUUGAUUAAGCAACAUUGUGUGUCAGUUAAUGUAGUUAUGACAUCUUCCUGCAGUGCUCUUGUACAAAUGCUCCUUUGUUUUGAUACAGGAAAUACAGCAUCACUGUUAGACCACAGAGGCUUUUUGAUAAUGAGGAGCUGAGCGGUGCCUUCCUCUCAGACUUGACUGUAUAGCACAAUUUUAAAAGCGUUAACAAAAAGACUGAAAUACUGUAGCUAAGAGGGUUAACACUGAAGCACAUAGACUUUUAAAGAAAGGCACAUUGUAUCGUACAAAGCACAGAAAACAGCUGAUAUCAAAUCCUUUUUCUCUGCUUAACUAAAUUUCCUGCUUUUCCCAGACCAAUAGGUUUUGGUCAGUAUGCAAUAUAAUUUAUUUCAGUGUUGACUGUGAACAAGGCUUUUUCAUUGCAAAUGAAAGAAUAUUCUUAGCUACAAAAAACCCAUUAAUUGGGUCUGCAGCUGCAUUAAAUGUGGAUUUUUCUAUACAGUUUCUGUCUGAUGUGUCAUUCCCAAUCUUAAUUCAGAGGUUUUUUACUUUUUAAUUAAGCGCUCUUAGAACAAGCCACUGGAUAAUUAUCCAACAAGAACGACAAUAACAGCCAAGAAUGGGGUGACUUCUUUAUAAAACCCUUUGAACAAAGCUAAUUUUUCAUUUGGCUUACAUGCAUGUUUGAUAUUGAGGCUGAAAUUGUUUUGUUUUUUUCAUGUUCUUAAUGACUAAAAGCCUUUAACAUACUGUAAUUGUGGAUGUGUCUUUCUAUGAAUUUGCUCAUAGCAUAGAGGAAAAAAAAACAUGUACCUGUUUGUUCAAUAUUGUGAUGUCCAGUGUCUGCCAUUUUACAGUGAAAGCUUUUCUAAAUAAAUGCUGUCAUCAUGAUAA
Lates calcarifer (barramundi perch) is the source of this 7842-nucleotide messenger RNA. Its product is annotated as PDZ domain-containing protein 4. Bases 3218 to 6031 code for a protein of 937 amino acids. The record is from RefSeq and is a predicted model, not a curated record. Gene Ontology annotation, molecular function: protein binding. The transcript has 8 exons. NCBI's taxonomy places the organism in Eukaryota, Metazoa, Chordata, Actinopteri, Centropomidae.